AUGGCUUCUACGAUGGCCGCAAAUGCAACCGGCGCACACAACGUGCGUUCGAAUCGGGCUUCCAACAUGGGUUCAUCUGGGAUCAACGAGCGCUCCCGCGGAUCACAAAACAACAGUGUCGGCAAGGGUUUUGGUGCUGGCAAGUCCAGCUGGAACAACAACAUCUGGGGUGAUUCUAACCUGGGUGGAUUCGGAGACGAUCAACACAUUAGCGAGACUGCAUUCGAAGGAAAGUCAGGAUCAGGUUCACUCUUGUCUACAUCGGAGUCAGACGGCUGGUCGGGACGUGCCACCCUGCCAUGGAGCACUGUCAACACCAACCCCUCUUUCCAGAACCGAAGUCUCGCUACAUCGCCUAUUCAGACGCGUGCAAACGACCGUAGCGCUCCUGCUUUGAACGAAACCAGUGACAGCUCCUACUUUGCCCUACCGCGUACCACGGGCAUGAGCACCGCCGCUGGCACCGCUUCUCACCGACCCUAUCUCAACGCUGCCUCCGAGGGAGUAUCACCAUCCGGGGAUGGCAUUUCGUUUGGUGGGUUCUCUGGUCGACGCCAGAUAAACUCGAGCGGUCUCGGUGGCAGCCCCGUGGGCGCCAACUUCCCCGCGAAGCCUACUUUCGCUAGCCAGCUCGACAGUGCAGGCGGUGAUGGAAUGGCGGGGUCCAUGACUAUGCAGGUGGGAACACUGGCAUCGGGCAUGUCUGAGCACAUGUCUCCCCCUCCUGGGCGCACCGGCCUCGCUCACGCCUCCCACAAUUCCGCUUCUUACGCCACACAGCGUCCUGGCCACUCCACACACCCUUCAUUCUACUCUGAUAACCAAAGUAUUGACGGCCGCUAUGCCAGUUCCUCGAUGGACCUCGGCAGUAGCUUCAACAAGCUGCAACUUAACGAUGGCAGCUAUGCUUCGCAAGCAGCCCAGCGACCCACAUUCGUUCCUCACGCCUCCUUUGAUGGUAGCUUCCCUCGUGCGAAAUACCAAAACAAUGAGGAUGCAUACCAGACACUCGGUUAUCCUGUGGAUGGGCCUCAGGAGAUGCAGCUCGCUUACCAGCAGGCACGGUCGCGUGCUGCGAAUACUGGGUCCAUCUCGCCUUCUGACUAUGCCCGCAUGGAGAGCCCCCUCUACCCUGGUGUAGAGGGGUCGGCCCAGUUCCGCAACGUUACUGGAAAUGAAAGCCACACAGCAGCCUUUGAGCGCAGGCUUCGAGCUCUUCAGGAACAGGAGCUUGCUCAAGCUUCUUCGCGGAUGCAAUAUCCUCCCACGUACGACUUCCAAGCUUACCAGGCGUCUCGUCUGAAUGCGCUCUCCGGCUUCUAUCCAGUCGCCCAUCUCUCCGGCCUCAAUGCCGCUGCGCUUGUUGGGCGCACUCAGCGUGAUCACGACCCUACACAGGUUGUUCGCAGCCCGCUCCUGGAGGAGUUCAGGGCCAACAGCAAGGGUAACAAGCGCUACGAGCUCAAGGACAUCUACAACCAUGUCGUUGAAUUCAGCGGAGACCAGCACGGUUCUCGUUUCAUUCAGCAGAAGCUUGAGACCGCCAACAGCGACGAGAAGGAACAGGUGUUCCGCGAAAUCCAGCCUAACUGCCUACAGCUGAUGACCGAUGUCUUCGGUAACUACGUCGUCCAAAAGUUGUUCGAGCAUGGCAACCAGACGCAGAAGAAGAUUCUGGCCAACCAAAUGCGCGGUCAUGUUCUCGCUCUGUCAACCCAGAUGUACGGAUGCCGAGUCGUCCAAAAGGCACUCGAGCACAUCUUAACUGAUCAACAAGCUGCUAUGGUGAAGGAACUGGAGAACCAUGUCCUGAAGUGCGUUCGUGACCAGAACGGAAACCACGUCAUUCAAAAGGCUAUCGAGCGUGUUCCUUCAGAGUAUGUUCAGUUCAUUAUCAACGCCUUCCGUGGCCAGGUCAAUCGCCUUGCCGCUCACCCUUACGGUUGCCGUGUGAUCCAGCGCAUGCUUGAGCACUGUCAGGAAGUUGACCGCCAGUCCAUCCUGGCUGAGCUUCACGCAUGCACAGCCAACUUGAUUCCUGACCAGUUUGGCAAUUAUGUCAUCCAGCAUGUUAUUGAGAACGGCGACGAGAAAGAUCGCACUCGCAUGAUUGACAUCGUGAUGGGUCAGCUUCUCGCCUACUCCAAGCACAAGUUUGCGAGUAACGUGGUCGAGAAGAGCAUUGAGUUCGGCGCGGAACAUGAACGCAAGCACAUCAUUUCCACUCUGACCUCCGCCAAUGAUCGCGGCGAGAGUCCUCUCCUUGGCCUCAUGCGCGACCAGUAUGGCAACUAUGUCAUUCAGAAAGUGCUAGGCCAGCUGAAGGACGCAGAACGCGAGGCCCUCAUUGAUCAGAUCAAGCCCCUUCUCAGCCAGCUGAAGAAAUUUAGCUACGGCAAGCAAAUUGUUGCUAUCGAGAAGCUCAUCUUUGACCCCAACUCGCCCGCAACCGGCCCUCUUUCUCACGCCACCUCGACCACCCCCCUCACUCGCACAAGUCGUCCCCGCAGCCUGCUAAGCGCUCCACCAUGGAGCAGCCCCGGGCUCCGUUCCUGGACCGUCGACAGCACCCUUGAGUCCAAGGGCCUUGCCAAAAGCACAGUGACAUCGGUUUCGAGUCCCGAGACAGGCAGCACCGGUGUUACCGUCCCGGUCGAUGUCACUAGUGCCCACUAA
Molecule: messenger RNA, 2676 nt
Organism: Penicillium bovifimosum
Lineage: Eukaryota; Fungi; Ascomycota; Eurotiomycetes; Eurotiales; Aspergillaceae
Product: mRNA-binding protein PUF3
Exons: 5
Coding region: 1-2676 (891 amino acids)
Biological process (GO): nuclear-transcribed mRNA catabolic process, deadenylation-dependent decay
Cellular component (GO): cytoplasm
Molecular function (GO): mRNA 3'-UTR binding
Source: RefSeq, a predicted model, not a curated record